Messenger RNA from Leptidea sinapis, 785 nucleotides. Its product is annotated as NADH dehydrogenase [ubiquinone] 1 alpha subcomplex subunit 8-like. The transcript has a single exon. NCBI's taxonomy places the organism in Eukaryota, Metazoa, Arthropoda, Insecta, Lepidoptera, Pieridae. Bases 81 to 620 code for a protein of 179 amino acids. The record is from RefSeq and is a predicted model, not a curated record. Gene Ontology annotation, biological process: mitochondrial electron transport, NADH to ubiquinone.
UAUUCAUUAAGUUUCAAUUAUAGUUCGAUUAUUAUUUUGUAGAUAUUUGAAGUACCUUACUAUCUGUUAAUUCUACAAAUAUGGUAAUAACCAACAAUGUACAUUUGCCGGACUGUUCCGAACUAAAUGUUCAAGAAGUAGACUUGUCUUCGCCGGUUCUGUUAGCUGCUGGGCCCUACCUCGGAAAAGACUGCGAAAACAUCAACAAUGAAUUUAUGUUAUGUAGAUUUGAAUCAGGUGAUCCGAGAGCGUGUCUUGGUCUCGGUAAAUUGGUUACAACGUGUACCUUGCAAUUUUUUCAAAAAGUAAAACGCGCGUGUUUUCACGAAUUCAAUCAAUAUGCAAAUUGUGUUGACAAGAGCUCUGGGGAUUUGUCGUUUAAGCACUGCAGGAAAACGCAGGCUGUUUUUGAAGAGUGUAUGGAUGAAAAGUUGUGUAUGAAGCGACCGGAGUUUGGGUAUUUCUGCCGUGCUCGGGUGCACAAGACUUCAAGACCUCCUCCUCCAGCGAACCCUUGUCCAUGCCAACCCGUAGUUCCAGACCCUACUCCCUCCCUCCCCGAUUGCAAACCCCGACAACAUCCACGAUUUGGAAGUCGCUUCUAUUGGAUGACAGAAUAAAUAGGAAUUAUUUAAAUGAGACUAAAUUAUGUAUUAAUGUUUAUCGACUGUCUGGUUUUCUACUACAUGUUAUUCGAUUUAUUUUAUUCCUGCGAACGCAUUUUGCGAUAUGAUAUGUUAAAAUACGUGCUGUAAUAAAUAAUAAUAAUAAAUGUUUAUUUCCGA